Mercurialis annua (annual mercury) is the source of this 2397-nucleotide messenger RNA. Its product is annotated as probable arabinosyltransferase ARAD1. The coding region runs from base 658 to 2178 and encodes 506 amino acids. The transcript has 2 exons. Gene Ontology annotation, molecular function: glycosyltransferase activity. Lineage: Eukaryota; Viridiplantae; Streptophyta; Magnoliopsida; Malpighiales; Euphorbiaceae. The record is from RefSeq and is a predicted model, not a curated record.
AGAGUGAGAGACAGAGGUAAGAUAGAGAGUCCGGUUCAACAGAUUGGACCCUAUUCCCACGCUAACUCACUUUUGCACUCAUAACUGAAACUCAAACGCUAACCAUUACACAAAUUUCACAGCUCAAACAAACACCAAACAUUACCAAUUCCAGCUCCAAUUCCGCUUCUUUUCAUCCCACUCCGGUACCAUUCUUCACAUUUCAAGCUUUUUCUUCUCUAUUUUUACCUCACUCAACAACAAAAACCCAGUUUUCAUUCAUCUUUUCUGGGCCAUUUUUAACCUUAAAGGUGUUUUCUUGGUGUUGAAUUCUUGGUGGGUUGGUCAGAUUGGUUAGUGGGUUAAGGUUUGUUUGUGUUUUUUUGAUCUUUGGUCAUUAUUUUGGAAUUGGGUUUCUCUCAUUCUUGGCAAUGUGGUGAGAAAAUAUAUGAUUCUAAUGGUAGAGUUUUGGUGCUUUGAUUCAUAGACUCUGUAUAAAGUUGAUGUCUUUUUCUUGGAAAAUUUGUAGACAAUGUGAUUGAGACAUUGAUGAUUAUGACCCAUGUAAGAUUUUCUUGAACUUCUGGUUUUUAAGAUCUUUAUUAUGGAGUUUCAAUAUGAAUAUGCAUAAUCUUUGUUAGGAGAUUUUGCCUUAUUUUGGUUUGGAUUAGUUUGGCAAUGGCUGAGAAACAUGGUUCAUCGUCACUUGGUGUUAUUUCUAGGAAAUUCUUGAUUUGCUUGUUCACCUUUGUAUUAGCCUUGUUUAUAUUAUCUUGGUUCUUUGUGUUGCGUUCCACGAGUCGUCGGAACUUUAUUGAUCACGGUUUGUUACCUGUUCCUCUUCAUUCUGUAAUUGACAAUGGUAGUAGUACCCAAUCUUUGAUUGACAAUAGCAUUAUACCUGCGUCGGGAACUCGAGUACGAGUUCCCCUUGAGGAUAUUAGAGAAGACGAAACACCCGAAGAGAAUGUUGACACGAAGGAUGUGAAAUGCAAUACCCGUAAUGAGAAUAGGAAAGAUCCUCUUAAGGUUUUCAUGUAUGAUUUGCCAUCUGAGUUUCAUUUUGAACUCUUAGAUUGGAAAUCUAAGGGGGAUAAUGUUUGGCCUGAUCUUAGAACUAAAAUUCCCGGAUAUCCCGGUGGGUUAAAUUUGCAGCAUAGUAUAGAAUAUUGGCUUACUUUGGAUCUUCUUGCUUCGGAAAUUCCUGCUAUUCCUAGAGCUGGUAGUGCUAUAAGAGUUCGAAACUCUAGCGAAGCUGAUGUUAUUUUUGUACCAUUCUUUUCGUCAUUAAGCUAUAACCGGUUUUCUAAGGUAAAUCCGCAUGAAAAGAAGAGCAAGAACAAAGUGUUGCAAGAGAAGCUGGUGAGAUAUGUGACAUCACAAAGGGAAUGGAAGAGGUCUAAGGGCAGAGACCAUGUCAUUAUGGCUCAUCAUCCGAAUAGCAUGUUAGAUGCAAGGAUGAAGUUAUGGCCAGCAUUAUUCAUACUUUCAGACUUCGGGAGGUAUCCUCCUAAUGUAGCAAAUGUUGACAAAGAUGUAAUUGCACCAUACAAACAUGUAAUUAAAAGCUACGUCGAUGACUCAUCUACCUUUGACAGCCGCCCUACAUUGCUCUACUUCCAAGGAGCGAUAUACAGAAAAGAUGGUGGCUAUGCUCGGCAAGAACUAUUUUACCUUCUAAAAGACGAAAAAGAUGUGCAUUUUCAGUUCGGGAGUGUUCAAAAAGAUGGAAUCAGCAAAGCUUCGCAGGGCAUGCACACCUCGAAAUUUUGCCUCAACAUUGCAGGCGACACUCCCUCUUCAAAUCGACUAUUCGAUGCCAUUGCCAGCCAUUGUGUUCCUGUCAUCAUCAGUGACGACAUUGAGCUUCCUUACGAGGACAUUCUUGACUACUCUCAGUUCUGCAUAUUUGUUCGUACCUCCGACGCUAUCAAAGAAAAAUUCCUCAUAAAAUUAAUGAGGGGCAUCGGGAAGGACGAAUGGACUCAAAUGUGGCGUAAACUAAAAGAGGUGGAACAGCUCUUCGAGUUCCGAUACCCUUCGAAGGAAGGUGAUGCUGUUCAAAUGAUAUGGCAGGCUGUGGCCAGAAAGGUCCCUGCAAUCAGAAUGAAGAUCAACAGGUCGAUGAGAUUUGCGCGGUCUAUUAGCCGGAACAAUCGAGACUUGAGAAAAAUAAGUGCACCCAGUAAUUUUUGGUGAAAUUAACAUUCUUUAUUGGCUAAUGAUCUGAGUCAUGACUCAUGAGAAAUACUGCUGGGGGAAAGGUGAGAGUUGUAAAGCAUUCUCUUAGGUGAGAAUUGCAUAUUUUUCUCACUGCAGAUUUUUGAUAUUAUUGUAAAAAGGGUAACAUGUAUUAUUUUCAGACACAGUUUCAUGUAAUUUAGCUUCCAUUUAUACAGAAAAGAUGACAUUCAGUAA